Messenger RNA from Acaulospora colombiana, 943 nucleotides. Lineage: Eukaryota; Fungi; Glomeromycota; Glomeromycetes; Diversisporales; Acaulosporaceae. The record is from the annotation of a GenBank genome assembly.
CACCUAACGCUUCAACAAACAAAGGCGAUCUCCAAGUCAGAUCUUGCUCUAGGCUCUCAUGUCAACAAGGACGAUCUUCAAGGCCGCGAACGUGCGUGGACCACCACCGAUGUCCGUCCGAGAGUGGGGCCUACUGGUUCCUCUCGCCCUUCUACAGCAGGGGCGAAGCCAACUCAGAACAAGGAUGGGUUGACGAUCGAUAUCAUUCAGACCAUGCCCACUCCUACUGAUGGGCCUGUGACCCCACUACGGAAUCCUUCUCCCAUACCCCCAUCUCCUACAAGCGAUCGUCAGUCUUUGCAGAGUCGACGGAGGUGUGCCUCGAAUCCAUUGCGAAUUGACGCGAAGGGAGCUCAAGAAAAAGCACUUUCUAACGAUUCCUAUGAUGGCCACUCGAAAGAGAGCCCUAGCAUUGCUUCUCACUCCGACAAGCCCAGUCAACAAUCUCAUUCGCGUCCAAGAAAACCCUCGACACCUACGGGCGCAAAGGGAGAGCCUUCUUCCGUCCUCCUGCACCGAAUCACCACGACCCCUCCAAAUGUCGCUCCAGUAAUCAACCUAGUCGCUCCAUCCGGGACUCCAUUUACUCCUUUCCUUUCAGUAUCCUCUAAUGGAAACGAGGCACCAGAGAGCCCUAGUCCUACGCAUUCAAUGCCAGUUCCUAAUCUACCUUCAGCGGUCGAUCUUCACAAUAUGCAUCUCUUGCGUGCGAAAGAAGAGGCCAAGAAACUAUUAGAAGGGGAGGUGGAUGCAAGGCCUACGGGCACCUGGAAUGGCAGCCCUCCUGUCACGGCUGGGGAACGAAGACUUGGUAUUGGUUCGGGACGCCGUAACGACUUUGGUUAUGAUAGCGUCCGAAGCUUCAACGAAGAAAAGGGCGGUGAAAGGUUAUGGCAGCCCCCGACAACUGAGACUGGAAAAUCAACCAAGUCAAAGCUGGGUG